Stereum hirsutum FP-91666 SS1 is the source of this 837-nucleotide messenger RNA. RefSeq names its product S-adenosyl-L-methionine-dependent methyltransferase. Lineage: Eukaryota; Fungi; Basidiomycota; Agaricomycetes; Russulales; Stereaceae. Gene Ontology annotation, molecular function: S-adenosylmethionine-dependent methyltransferase activity. The transcript has 5 exons. The coding region runs from base 1 to 837 and encodes 278 amino acids. The record is from RefSeq and is a predicted model, not a curated record.
AUGGUCGGAUUCGUUCAUAACGUUGCCCAAGUCGGAUUCGGGACCGGCACUAACGAGCUCUACGACAAAGCUCGCCCCUCUUACCAGGCUGCACCGGUUUCCCUGAUCCGCAAAGCAGUUCCGGCAAAGGGGCCCUUGAACAUCGUCGAGUACGUGAUCGGUGCUGGCACUGGGAUUUUCACCCGAGCCUUGCUUGCCCACCCCGACUGGACCUCUGAUGUCGGGCAAUUGAAGGCCAUUGAGCCUAGCGAGGGUAUGCGAGACCAGUUCCUCAAGACAUCUUUGAAAGACGACCCGCGUGUGAGCACCCAAGAGGGUUCAUUCUCGCAGACCAACGUCGAGGAUGGCUCAGCGGACCUCGUCGUUAUCGCUCAGGCAUUCCACUGGUGCCCUGAUCAUGAAGCCGCUGCGAAGGAGUUCGCUCGUAUUCUGAAACCUGACGGUGUUGUCGCUUUCAUCUGGAACCUCGAAGACAGGGACAACACGGGAUGGGUCGCCCAACUUCGCGACACCAUCGAACAAUACGAACAAGGCACGCCUCAAUUCCGUCUCGGGCUAUGGCGCAAGUUCUUCGACGUACCCGCGUACAAGGAACUCUUCCAGCCACCCGCGGAAGAGGUCUUUGAGUAUAACCUCAUCGGCACGACUGACAUUGUCGUCAAUCGGGCUUUUAGCAAGAGCUUCAUAACCAUGCUUCCGGUUGACGAGAAAGCCAAGGUCGAGAACAAGAUCAAGGAGAUCGUUGAGCGAGGAGAUGGUAGGAAGUGGGUGGAUGAGAGUCAGGGGGUGUUUGAGUACCCGUACAAGUGUUGGGUCGUGAUCGCGAAGCGAAAGUGA